CGGAUCUCCGCCCAUUUCGUCAUUUCGGACAUCCCGCCAACCCCGCCUUACUAUGAGCAAAAAGUUCAAGUCCCAGGCCUCCAGCAGCCGCGCCGCCGCCGGUGCUUUCGGAUCGUUUGGCGGGUUCUCGAGCGCUUUCUCCAGCCAAGGAAGAGAGCCCUCUUCUCUUACAUAUGUGGCCGAACCCCCGGAUCUUUCCCGGAUAUCGGAGGCGCAAUUGGCCAUCGCGUUCAAGAACUUCCUGAAGAAAGAUGAUGUCACACGGACCAAGGCUCUCGACGAUCUGAGGGAUCACGUUUUGGGAGUCGAGAGCCGCGGCGGGACCCUUGAUGACGGGUUCCUGGAAGCUUGGAUCAAAAUCUACCCGCGCGCAUCUAUAGAUAUCUCCCGUCGCGUGCGACAAACGGCUCACGCGACUCAAGGGGCGAUUGCCUCCCUCGUGGGGAAACGCAUUGCCCGCUUUCUACCCAAGGUCAUUGGCGCGUGGAUUGCGGGACUCUACGACAACGACAGGCCGGUUCAUCGGUCCGCGGUGGAGUCGUUCACCCGCGUCUUCUCGACUGAGGAGAAGAGAAGUGGCGUGUGGAAGGUCUACCAGAGUGCCAUUCUGGAUUUCGUCGACGAUGUCAUCCUUCAGCAGACGGCUCUCACUCUGAGCGACGAGAGAACGGUCAAGCCCGACGAUGCGCAGGCGAAAUAUGCGCGCGUGGCAGGGACUGCGCUGUUGCUGUUCAACCGGGUCAUUGGGAACUCGACUCAUGACGAACUGCAGAAGGAUCUGCCUACGAUUGAGAACCUCCUAGGAAGUAAAUCCCUGUGGGCUCUCUCCUACCACGAUGACCCCUUUGUCCGCAAGUCACUCUACAUCCUUGCCCGGUCUGCAGCUUCCAAGGAACCGGAGGAGCUGGAUUGGAAGCUCAUCAGUGCGGCCUUGAUCGGCAAGUCUUUGCACAGCUCGCAACUGGGCUCUGCGACAGAAUUGUCUGAGACCGUUUUGCAGGUGACAUCCGCAAGGCCUCAAUUAUGGACAGAUGACUACUCUGGGAAGUCAUCUUCCUCGAAAAGACUACUUCAGUACAUCCAGAAAGGGUCACAGGGAGGACUGGGCUCGUUUUGGCCAAACCUAUACCAACUGCUGCAGAUUAUCCCGUUCCAGACCCUGGCGAAUAUCGACCCGCAAUCGGCCCCUGAAAGUACUCUGGGAUUGUCGAGUGCGGUGGCACUGACAGAGUCGUUCCAGGAGGGCCUGAACUCAAGAGAUGAGCCCCGACAGAAUCGCGCCAUUGGCUGGAAGGCCUACAUUGAUACUGUGAUGUGGCUUGCGAGUCGGCUUGCUGAAGGCGACCGAGAGAGCUUCUUACGCGAGAGACUUUGCCUCCUGAUACUACAACAUGUCACGCCCCAGCAGGACCGUAUUCAAUGGACGCUUCCUCUCCCAUCAGCUGAAGCUCUCUGCACAGAUUGCCUUGUCUCGCUGACGACGCAAGGGUUUGAGUCGUGCUUGAAACAAGUGUGGACGCAGCUAUCAGACGGCUUGCUCGAAGCCGUGAAACUCUCCUCGCCAGAGCAAUCGAAGGACUUCCUGUCUUCCCAGGACGCAGUCUGCGCGCAAGCUGGGCGCUUCUUUGCUUUGGAGGCCUCAUUGCUCUCACGUUUGGCGGAGAGUGACCAUGAAGCCAGAGCAUUAGAAAUCUUCAAGAAUGCAAACCUGCCCUUGCUUGAUAGCUGCCUGGAAGUUCUGCAUUCGCGGAACGGCAAGCCGUACGGGGCCGCUGCUGUCGUCGAAGAAACGAUCCGCAGGGUCCCGCAGAUCGCGCAAGGCUCGCAAUCACUGUUGAGCUUUGUGCAAGAAGAUGCCCCGGAACUCCUAUCUUCGCCAUCUGCGGACCGCUUGAUAUCUAUCAUCUUGUCUUGCCGAUCGUGGGACGGGUUUGGCCCUAGCUUUGAGAAGGUCAUCGAGCGAGUGGCGCAAUCUGACCCAGAGUCGACAAACGCACAUGCUGUCCAGAAGCUCCUCUCCACCCUCGACUUCCAAGAGGUGGACGAGAAGACCGGGCUGGUUUCUCUGAUCAUGCGGGCUCUAAACCGUGCCUGUAACGGCAGCGACCUGCACUGGUCGAUCGUUAUCGCGGUGCUCCAGAACCGUACGUCUCACGGAGAAUUGGCAGAUUCGAUAUUCCUGGCCAUCAUAGAUGCCCUGUCUGAGGAGAGCACGGUCUUCGAUACGCUGCAUGGACUUUCUCGGGUUUCCACUUCUGUACCAAGCGCUGUCCGAAGCUUCCAGAGCGGAAGCCAGGGCUCCAAACUGACCGGAAAGCUGCUGUUCCUCUCGGAGUCAUCGGAGGAAGAGGUGGCAAGUCUUGCUGAGACUCUGUCGAAGACCGUCAAAGAGUCGGUCGUCGGUGAGACAAGUGCCAAGUCAACGGUCGAGAUUUUGCGGCAUAACUUCGACAACGUCAACAACGAGUCGCUUUCGAUCGAAUCUUUGUGUGGAAUUGCGGAAGAGCUGCUCCACAACAUCAAGCCAGAGGAUAUUGGUCGAGUAGCAAAGGAUAUCCUGCCGUCCCGCCAGGCUUGGGAGCAAUCCCUGGGGCCUUUUCUUGAACUUCCUCCUCGGUCAUCGGCCGCGAUCACCAGUCCGAUUGGGGGUGCCGUCCACCUGGUGGAUCGUGCUCUACCGGCCACAUUCUCAGAGCGCUACGAACGUGUUGCGCGUGAUUCAAACAACUGCUCGUCCGCGUUCAGGUUGGCUUAUUACACCGUCAAGAUUCUCUCUUCGUUUGAUCUUGCUGGACGCCUUGGCACUGAAGAGCUUGAGACGCUAUUUUGGAACGUGCCUCUGGCGGUGCAGCUCGUUGACGACGACUUGAGCAUCCAGAACUGUAACGGAAUCACCGGAAUCACGCAUCCGGAGCAGCGGGAGGAGUACAUGGAAGUAGUCAACGAUGGUCGAAAGGUCAUCAAUGGCUGGGCUCACUCGCAAGACCACAAUGCAGGACAGACAGUCGCUUCCAUUCUUUCAGCUUUCUGGAAAGACAGAAUCGAGAAGCUGGAUGGCCUUUCUCCCUCCGACUAUCAAGUCGGGGUAGCCUUUGUGAGGAUCAUGGAUUCUCUGGACACCUCAGACAAGCAUCGGUCCACGGACGAGGUGACACAGCUAUGUCGCGACAUGAGAAAAGCCAAUACAAUUCACUCGGCUUGUUUGGUGGCCGUUCUGCGACACUCGAUCCUGGCAAACCCUGCCGGUACACGACUGUGUAACGAGUUUGUCGCCGACUCUACUGGGCUGAAGCCCCAGCAAGAGAGUACAGAUGGCCUCCGAAAGCUGGUGCUGCUGAACCUCUUAUUAUCAGGGGCAGAAGAAGCUGCCGCUUCCAUCCCAACGCAGCGUCUGGUGUUCCUGAUCAACCAUCUCAUCCAAUGUCUCCAGUCUAGCAUGCCUCUCAGCCUCAAAACCGAAAUCCUGCAGACCUUGGCAGUUAUGCUGCCGAACAUUGUGGAAAUCUACGGCUCUCACUGGGAGAAGUGCAUCGACAUCAUCAGUACGACAUGGCAAGAAAUCGGUGGCGGCGACGAAGCAGUCCCCGCGCUGCAGGCGUCGUUCAGACUUUUUGCUCGUAUCAAGGCGAUCGCAGCCGACGAUGAGAGCAACGAUGAUGUAAAAGACGCAUGGUCCGAUGGAAAGACGAGACUGUUUAACAGUCUGGCAUCGACGUUAAGGAAAUUCGACUCGUCAACUACUUUCCACCAACCGCGAGACGUCGCUGUCGACCUCCUAUGCCGCCUUCUGAACGCCAUACCCAUUGAGAACUUGGAAGACGUGGGCAAGUUCUUCCCGCUGCUGACGGCACAGAGCCCAGCUGUGCAGCGGGCGGCCUACACUGUUCUCCACCGGUACAUCCCGAGCGUGCAGGAGCAGGUGUCUUUCGAUGUGGCACUGUCCAAGUCGACAAUCGGGCUGCCCGACGAGCUCAUGUCUCUGCUGCUUGAAGCGCCAACGAUGGAUUCCGUCAACGCCGCCUAUGGCGACGACCGGAUGUGGGCCGAACUGCGGUCGUAUCUGCUGAGCUGGAAGAUCGUCUUCGACCACUUCGUGAACGCGUCUCUCACCGUGCAAGAGAACUACGUCACCAGCAUCAAGGAGAACGAGAGCCUCAGCCCGCUCCUCGAAUUCACCUUCGACUUCCUCCAGCGAUCCGGCGGAAAAAUGGUCGAUGCAUCCCGGUUCGACAUCCGCUCCUUCGAGCCCGACCAAUCCGACACCCCGGAGAAAGAAAUCCAAUGGCUCCUCAUCCACAUCUACUUCCUGUGCCUGAAGCACCUCGCCAACAUGACCAAGGCAUGGUGGCUGGACACGAAGAAGCGCAUCAAGGGACCGGUGGAAGCCUGGACCGAGAAACACAUCUCCCCCUUGGUGAUCGAAGAAUCCCUCCGCGGCGUGACGGAGUGGAUGUCCACGCAGGACCCGAACGAAGAGCGCGCCCUGAACGUGAAGAUCUCCGCCAAAACCGCCGAAAUCAUCGCGAGCAUCCCCGUCGACGAAGAAUCACCGCCGGUCGCGCUCUCCCUCUCCCUGCCCCCAGCCUACCCGCUGCGGCCCGCCCUGGUCGUCGGCCGCAGCCGCGUCCUCGUCGACGAGAAGAAAUGGCGCAGCUGGCUCCUCACGAUCCAGGGCGUGAUCAUGUUCGCCAACGGCAACCUGGUCGACGGGCUGCUGGCGUUCCGGAAGAACGUGCAGGGCGCGCUGAAGGGCCAGAGCGAGUGCGCGAUCUGCUACUCGGUUAUCUCGACGGACAUGCAGACGCCGAAUAAGCGGUGCGCGACCUGCAAGAAUACGUUCCACUCCGUGUGUCUGUUCCGCUGGUUUAAGAGCAGUAACCAGAGUACGUGCCCGUUGUGUCGGAACAAUUUUGUGUAUGUAUGAGGGGACUGGGUGUGUAGUUGGAUGGAUAUAGACAUGCAUUAUUUCAAGCUAUUUGCCUGGUUUUAUUGGAUGUAGUGGUUGUAGGGCUUUU
This is a messenger RNA of Aspergillus heteromorphus CBS 117.55, 5015 nucleotides long. Its product is annotated as ubiquitin-protein ligase RKR1. Gene Ontology annotation, molecular function: zinc ion binding; ribosomal large subunit binding; ubiquitin protein ligase activity. The record is from RefSeq and is a predicted model, not a curated record. Lineage: Eukaryota; Fungi; Ascomycota; Eurotiomycetes; Eurotiales; Aspergillaceae. Bases 53 to 4924 code for a protein of 1623 amino acids. Gene Ontology annotation, biological process: rescue of stalled cytosolic ribosome; ribosome-associated ubiquitin-dependent protein catabolic process. Gene Ontology annotation, cellular component: cytosol; RQC complex. The transcript is spliced from 8 exons.